This is a messenger RNA of Cladophialophora immunda, 1068 nucleotides long. RefSeq lists its product as uncharacterized. Lineage: Eukaryota; Fungi; Ascomycota; Eurotiomycetes; Chaetothyriales; Herpotrichiellaceae. Bases 1 to 1068 code for a protein of 355 amino acids. Gene Ontology annotation, cellular component: mitochondrial inner membrane. The transcript has 2 exons. Gene Ontology annotation, molecular function: S-adenosyl-L-methionine transmembrane transporter activity. The record is from RefSeq and is a predicted model, not a curated record.
AUGUCUAAUAAUACCAGUCUUGAUAUCUGGUUUGCUGGUGCAUUUGCUGCGUUCACCGUCGAUCUGCUCGUCUAUCCCCUCGACACUCUCAAGACACGUCUCCAAUCACAACACUAUGAACAGCUCUACAAGGAUGCGAGUGGCAAGACGAAACCUUCUCUAUUCCGCGGUCUCUAUCAAGGCGUUGGUUCCGUCAUCCUCAUUACCAUUCCCUCGUCAGGCGCAUUCUUUACAACCUACGAAGCCUUGAAGUACGGUAUUUCGGAAGCAGUUCCUCCAAACUCCACGAUAUUCCUUCCUCAGCCUGCGAUCCAUGCUGCGGCGAGUGGUGGUGCUGAGCUUGUCAGCUGCGCUAUCCUGACUCCCGCGGAAGUCCUCAAGCAAAAUGCUCAAAUGCUUAGUGCUCGAGGGAAGAGAACAUCUACCUCCUUGGAAGUUUUCAGGCAUUUCAGAAAGAAUCCUUCAAGAUUAUGGAGAGGGUACACCGCGCUGGCUGCGAGAAACCUGCCGUUUACCGCUCUCCAAUUCCCUACGUUUGAGUUUCUGAAAGGAUAUUUCAUGCAAAAGCGGAAGAACCAAAAAGGCGGGGAUCCCGUCGAUGGAAUAGCUGAGCGCGCGCGUGUUACGGCGAUGAGUGCCGCUAUCGCUGGAAGCGGGGCUGCGUGGAUCACGACUCCGAUCGACGUGGUCAAGACUAGAAUCAUGCUUGCUGCAGGAUCUGGUGACGACGGCCCGAAAGCAGACCCCAAAGGGAAAGCAUCUAAAUUCCUCUUGGAAGGUGUUCAGGGGUCGCGCAAAAGCGGAUUCACCGUGGCCAGAGAUAUUCUUAAGACCGAAGGCACCCGAGGCCUGUUCCGAGGGGCUCUUCUCCGAGCUUGCUGGACCUCUCUUGGCAGCGGUCUAUACUUGGGUUGCUAUGAGAGUGGCCGUUUCUACCUGGAGAAAAGCAGGUCGGAAGCAAGAGAAGGUGAUCACCUUAUGCAGCGUGACUGGUCGAAGGUCAAGGUGGGCAUCGGAAGCUCCAGGUCUCAGGAGGUGGUGAAAAAGAGUGCAUGGCAGGAAGAUUGA